AUGAUACUACAGACACUGCAGGACCUGGAGUCCAGUAAUGCUGCUAUAGUGACUGCCAUAAACCUCAGAGUGACGCACAACAGCAACCUGACAGCAUUGGAUGAAGAACUCCAAGAGCGGCGCAAGGAACUUUUGAUUUACUACAAUGGAUCUGUGAGGAAGGUUGAGGCGCUGUCGGAAAAAAAUACACAACACCUCUCAUUAAGGAGUGAAUGGGUUGCAAAGAUCAAGGAGAGUAUACUUUCUUUUGCUACAAUAACCGACGCCAUUGGGUGCGAUCAACUCCGUUACAUUAAAAAUGUGGAUUUCUUAGGCGCGGGAUACACCAAGACUGUGGUAAAAGGCGUUUUACCGAAAGGAUUUCCGGUUGCUCUUAAAUCUGUGAACGAGAAAGGGAGUGACAUGCGAAGAUGUAUCGAGGACUUUAAAGACUUGGAAGGCUGUCGCGAACUUGUGUCUUGCAAAUUGAUUAAGGAAAUACUCUUGCUACAGCAUCUACGACAUCCAAAUAUUAUCAAGCUUCAGGGGCACUGCCUGUGGAGCCAGCAGGCUGGGGGAGUCACAGCUGGGGGAGUCACAGCUGCCUUUGAGCAAGGGUCCCCUCUUCAGAUGAUCCAGCUUCUGCAGAGCCCCUGGGAGGAACGUUUUCGGGUGUGUUUAGGUCUAGUGAGGCUACUCCACUACCUUUCCCGGUCCCCGCUGGGUUCUGUGGCACUACUGGACUUUCAUCCCCGCCAAUUUGUCCUGGUGGCUGGGGAGCUGAAGCUGACGGACCUGGAUGAUGCCAGCAUACAGGUGCCGAAGUGCCAGACUGAGACAGACUGUGUCCUGCACUUUCCCAUCAAGAACUUCAGUAUCCCAUGUUCUCCUGAAGGAGUGUGCCAGGGACUGAAUGAGAAAAGGAACCUCUACAAUGCCUUUAGGUAUUUUUUCAUGUACCUGCUGCCACAUCAGGCUCCACCCACUCUGAGGCCCCUGAUUGAUCAGAUCAUGAACUCGACUGGGGAGCUGAAAAGUGAUGUAAGCAAAACCAGGGAGGCCUUUGAGGAGAUCCUGAACCUGUACAAGUCUGGGCUUUACCUGCAGAACCUGCCAUCUUCAGUCAAAGAUUACAUGGCCCUGCCGGGCGUAAGGGCCUCGGGGGGUGGGGUCUACCGCUGCUGGCCCUCAUACAGCCAGAAGGCCUGCGUUCUGUCCGUGCACUGCGCCCGCGAAGCAACCUUCAUCUGCAGCUCACACCCUCAGUGCGCCAGCUUCACCCUCGGAGCCCAGGUUACCUGGACAGGACGGCGGCUGGUCUACUUCAGAACUGGUUUCGCUGAUCUCCUACCAGAUGUGGAUUCCAUGGUGUACAUAAAAAAGCCCUAA
This is a messenger RNA of Conger conger (European conger), 1368 nucleotides long. It is a transcript of the gene pkdccb, whose product is annotated as protein kinase domain containing, cytoplasmic b. Gene Ontology annotation, biological process: protein phosphorylation. Bases 1 to 1368 code for a protein of 455 amino acids. The record is from RefSeq and is a predicted model, not a curated record. Gene Ontology annotation, molecular function: non-membrane spanning protein tyrosine kinase activity; ATP binding. NCBI's taxonomy places the organism in Eukaryota, Metazoa, Chordata, Actinopteri, Anguilliformes, Congridae. The transcript is spliced from 8 exons.